Messenger RNA from Oppiella nova, 2276 nucleotides. The record is from the annotation of a GenBank genome assembly. Lineage: Eukaryota; Metazoa; Arthropoda; Arachnida; Sarcoptiformes; Oppiidae.
GGAUGAUUGACUGCAAGACGUGUCAGACAUUCAAUGAUUACUGAAUUGAAUGUGAAUUACAAUCAAUUGAUUUGAUUUACAAUUGAAUACUCGUUUACAAAACACAUGUUUCACUGAACAUGAAGUCAUUACUGUUAUAAGUUGUAUCCAAAUGUGAUAAUUAGGUGUAACUGUAAUCACAAUACUAUUGACACAAAUGAAUCAAAGUUUACAAUUAAAGCUCAAGAAUUGAAUCGAUGGCUAUAAAUAGGAUCAGUUGUUGACUAGUGUUCACUCAUUAACACCAAUGUCUUCAUUACUCCACAAGAACUGGUCGACGACUGGAUCCAAAACAAGGAAGGACGGAUGCGAACAGAAGUCGGACUCAAAGUUUGAAAAGUUUAGGAAAAGACUGAGUCUAAGACUCGACCGCUUCUCUCUCUCGAGAGACGAAUUGCCAGAAUUGGAUAACGAGAACGGGAAUGUGGAGAUCACAAGAAUCUCAAUGAAUGGCAAUUAUUUAUCCAAUGACACCAUCAUUACAUCCAACACUCCAUCAAAUCCAUUACCUAUUGAUAACCAAUCAAAUGCAAAGCUAUCGACAGUUAACGAGAAUGAAAGCGCAGACCAGAGUCCACCCAAACCCCCUCCGCGUACAACAAGCAAACAUGUGAUCCCUCCGCGCAAACCAUGUGAUCCUCAAUCCGACCAAAACUUAUCACAAAAUAUAGUCGAAAGUGAUGUGAAUGUGAAGACAAACACAGAGACUAAUAAAGAGGAGAGAAUGAGUUCCACCCGCGAGUCCACCCAAACAAAAGGUCUCAGUUUCAUGAGAAAGCAAUUUUCAAAAGUCAAAAGUCGUCCCAAAUCUGAUAUUUUUGUCACAAAUAAUUCAAUUGGUUUUCCGAUCCCCAUCGCUAAGUCCACCCGAUAUUCUACUAUCGAUUUCUCUACAAAUAGUUUUUCCUUCGGAAAAAUGGAAUCGUAUGUCAAGUUAGACCAGUUGGGAGAGGGCUCGUAUGCCACGGUCUAUAAGGGCUACAGCAAAGUGGUGGCACUGAAGGAAAUUCGACUUCAAGUAGAAGAGGGAACUCCGUUCACAGCCAUCAGAGAAGCGUCACUUCUUCGGGGUCUGAAACACGCGAAUAUCGUAACUCUUCACGACAUCAUUCAUACGAAAGAUUCGCUCACUUUUGUCUUCGAGUACGUGGACACGGAUUUGAGUCAAUACCUGGAGAGACAUUCUGGUGGACUCAACCAUAAGAAUGUGAAAUUGUUUUUGUUUCAACUGUUCCGUGGGUUGUCUUACUGUCAUGAGAGGCAUAUAUUGCACAGAGAUUUGAAGCCACAGAACCUUCUGAUCAGUGAAAUAGGAGAACUCAAACUCGCAGACUUCGGUCCGUUCCAUGCUCUCAAUGGUCUGGCCAGAGCUAAGAGUAUACCUUCGCAUACAUACAGUCACGAAGUGGUAACGCUAUGGUAUAGGCCGCCGGAUGUGUUGUUGGGUUCUCGCAAUUACUCCACUUCUCUCGACAUUUGGGGUGUGGGCUGUAUAUUCUUGGAGAUGGUUUGUGGUGCUCCAGCCUUCCCAGGAGUUAGGGAUCCAAUGGAUCAGUUGGAUAAGAUUUGGCGCAUUUUGGGAACGCCAUCCAAUCAGUAUUGGGAAGCCUUUGAUUCGCUUCCAACUUAUAAAAAAGGACAAUUAGUUACAUAUCGAGCUCAGCCGUUAUCACAGGCUUUCCCUAAGCUCUCAUCAAUAGCUUAUGGCGAAGAGUUGGCCGAAAUGUGCCUUAAAUUGAUGCCUAGACUUAGAAUAUCAGCAAAGGAUGCGCUAAAACACCGCUAUUUUUGUGAUUUGCCUCAACAAGUGUUUCAGUUAAAUGACAACGUGUCUAUAUUCCGAAUCGCUGGUUGUCUACUGAGUUCAGAGACCAAUAACUUUCCCAUGAGUGUCAUGAAAGCAGCCGCAAAAUUACGCCGAUAGUAGAGUCAUGUCAUUGCAAUAAACACAAUAUCAAGUCAUUUAUAUCAAGUUAUUUAUGCAUUAAGUAAUCCAAAGAUUAGUAAAAUUACAAAUCGUAUGAUAUAUUGUAUUAAAACUACAGAAUAUGUUUGGCAUUUCGAGUCUAAUUGUUAGACACGAAUCCUUAAACGUAUAUCUUUUGCUAUCAAAGCAUUUGUUUACAGUUAGGGCUAACUGUAAGUUAGAGUAAUUGACUAUAAGACAGAUGUACCGGUUUAUGAUAUUUAAAUCUCAAAUGCAUUCCAUUAAUAAUUUAUUGACAUUUUUACCCUAA